AUGGUUAAUGUCUGUGAUCCGGUGCAAGUGACUUGCGACUUGCGGAGAGAUGAGCGGCGCGCGGCGCGGGGCGUUGCGACCGUGGCAGUGUGGUCGGCGCUGAGGGCGCUCCCGCUGUCGCGUUCGCUCCCGCUCCCGCCCCCGCUACCUCGCUCGGCACCUCGCGCGGUUUCCACACCGGCGAUCCUACAACACACCAAACACCGAACUCUUUUACACCAGCUUGAGUUCACUUUCGUCCGUGUCAAUUUAGAACAGCAAUCGCAAAAUCCAGGGCAUUCGGAACCGCGAAAAGAGUUGAAUGUUUGA
This is a messenger RNA of Leptosia nina, 309 nucleotides long. NCBI's taxonomy places the organism in Eukaryota, Metazoa, Arthropoda, Insecta, Lepidoptera, Pieridae. The record is from the annotation of a GenBank genome assembly.